Messenger RNA from Nerophis lumbriciformis (worm pipefish), 2382 nucleotides. The record is from RefSeq and is a predicted model, not a curated record. Lineage: Eukaryota; Metazoa; Chordata; Actinopteri; Syngnathiformes; Syngnathidae.
AUGUCAUCUCCGGGCAUGGGUACCCCCAGCGACCCCCUCCUGGCCAGUCCUGGCGUGGGGAGGCUACCUUCUGUUCAGGACGGUCUUUGGAGGAGCUCGCUACCUAAAACGGCCAGUUUCCCGACGUCCUCCAUCCGACUCCUCAGUCACCGUGCCAACAACUUCCAACGACAGCCCAAGCGGCAGAAAUUGAUUCGACCUUCGCCGCCUCCGCCGCCCAACACGCCAUGUCCCUUGGACCGGCUGGACCUCAGCGAGCUGCCACCAAGACGGGCCUUCCAGGAACUGCUUUUCAACGGGUGCAUUCUGUUUGGGAUUGAAUUCAGCUACGCCAUGGAGACUGCUUACGUGACGCCCGUGCUUCUGCAGAUGGGCCUGCCAGAUCAGUUCUACAGCUUGGUGUGGUUCAUCAGCCCCAUACUGGGAUUCCUGGUUCAGCCUCUUAUUGGAGCGUGGAGUGACCGAUGCACAUCCCGGUUUGGACGCAGGAGACCGUUCAUUUUCGCAUUAGCCAUAGGGGCGCUGGUCGGUCUGACUCUGGUGCUCAAUGGACGGGACAUUGGAGGAGCACUGGCAGACACAGCUUCCAAUCAUAAAUGGGGCAUAAUCCUGACAGUGUGCGGUGUAGUCUUGAUGGACUUCAGCGCAGAUUCAGCAGACAACCCAAGUCACGCCUAUAUGAUGGACGUGUGCAGCCCGGAGGACCAGGACCGGGGGUUGAACAUCCACGCUUUGCUGGCAGGACUCGGGGGUGGCUUUGGGUACAUUGUGGGCGGCAUCAACUGGGAUCAAACCCACUUUGGAAAGUCAAUGGGAGGUCAGCUUCGGGUUAUCUAUAUGUUCACCAGCAUCACACUGGUGAUCGCUACAGCCAUGACUCUUACGAGUAUUCCCGAGCGACCGUUGACAAAGAGCCAGCCCCCCGGGAAAAACCACCUGAAGAGCCCCAACCUUCUCCUUCCUCCCUCGCCGCCUGCGCCGCCGGGAUCUGCACUGGCUGUGGAUGAAGAGGACGAGGAAGGUCACUACAGCUAUUAUUUGUCAAAGUCGAGCCACCCAGAUCCUUUGGCGCAUUCCUGCAGUGCUAACGCUCGUCUCUGCGCUGGACUCACUAGCCCCAUAUCACCUAUAAGCCCCCUUACGCCAAAAUACGGCAGCUUCAUAAGUCGGGACAACUCAAUGACUGGCAUCAAUGAAUUUGCCUCCUCACUGGGGACAUCCUACAUAGACAGCAUUCUUAUAGACUGCUACACAGGGCAACAGACACCACAGGAUGUUUUAGCCCCCAACUCUAUUCCCAUGCCUCCGGGUGACUCCCCUGCACUAGAAGGGUCCGCCCAGACAGAGAGGGAACGUGAUGGGGUCUGUCAUUCAGACACAGAGGGUGACCCGCAGUCCCAACCAGCAUCUCAGGUUAUAUCAGCGGCGGAAACUGGUCCAGUGCUACGACGGGGCUCUACUGCCGGAAUCUUAAAAAGACCGCAGAGUCUGGCACUCAUGGAGGAGCCCAUGGCGACCCAGAUAGUCGGGCUGGAGAACGGACGUAGGAGAACUGUGACGUUCAGCCAGCAGGUUGCAAACAUUUUGCUGAACGGCGUGCGUUACGAAAGCGAUCUCAGUGAAAAUACGGAAACGGGAGAAUCCCAGAUGUCAAUGAAACUCUUGUGUAUAGCCAUCUACCGAAUGCCUCCCUCUCUUCGCAGCUUAUGCACUAACCAUUUUCUGGGCUGGCUGUCCUUCGAAGGCAUGCUGCUUUUCUACACAGAUUUUAUGGGAGAGGUUGUAUUCGAGGGAGACCCCAAAGCUCCCCACGACUCUGAGGCCUACCAGCGCUACAAUGCUGGGGUCAGCAUGGGCUGCUGGGGCAUGUGUAUCUAUGCAUUCAGUGCUGCUUUUUACUCAGCCAUAUUGGAAAAACUAGAGGAGCGUUUCUCCCUACGCACACUCUACUUUUUCGCCUACCUGGCUUUCGGCCUGGGCACGGGUUUGGCUACGCUAUCCACAAACCUUUACGUGGUGCUGUCCCUGUGCGUCACUUAUGGUGUGCUUUUCUCUUCGCUAUGCACACUGCCUUACUCUCUGCUGUGUGAAUACUACCAAAGCCCUCAGUUCUGUGGGUCAUCAGAGGAGGGAACCCGACGCGGUAUGGGGGUGGACAUCUCGCUUUUGAGCUGCCAGUACUUCCUAGCUCAGAUCCUGGUGUCAGUGGCGAUGGGACCCCUGACGUCGCUGGUUGGCGGCGCGCAGGGGGUGAUGUACUUUGCCAGCCUGAUGUCGUUUGUGGGCUGCGCGUAUUCGUCUCUCUGCGUUGUGUACCAGCUGCCCGCCGCGGAGGGUGAGCCCGCCGAAAGCGAGACACGGCCGCUGCUGGCGCACAUUUAG